Molecule: messenger RNA, 2703 nt
Organism: Belonocnema kinseyi
Lineage: Eukaryota; Metazoa; Arthropoda; Insecta; Hymenoptera; Cynipidae
Product: facilitated trehalose transporter Tret1-like
Exons: 3
Coding region: 347-1972 (541 amino acids)
Biological process (GO): carbohydrate transport; transmembrane transport
Cellular component (GO): membrane
Molecular function (GO): sugar transmembrane transporter activity
Source: RefSeq, a predicted model, not a curated record
GUCGAGGCGAUAGUUGCGCUCGAUAUUAACGCGAGGACUCGUAUCGUGGUAAAAUUGCCGGAAGAGUCGCGGAAAAGGAGGAUCGAUUCCAGUGUAUCGCGAUAGUCUACCAAGAACAAAAGGGCAGUACAGAUGAGUCGCGAGAAACGAGCUCAAAUUCUCGCGGGGUUUUACCAAAUCGGCCGGACAAUUUGGAAAAAGUGAACAAAAAAGAAGGGGGUGAAAAAGUUCAAAAGUUCACCCUAGUAUUAUAUCUAUUAUUAUAGUUAUUUAUAUUUUCAAAAAGCCAUCCCUAUUCUAAGUCGAAAUAUUGUGAUUUAAAGACUGUGAUAUUUUUCCUGAUAAGAUGUCAUCGCAGAACUACACUGAGAAAUCUCCGGAGAUUCAAGACCCGGAAAAGGCGGCACUUGUGGAUUCAGGACAUCUGUCCUCGAUUCAACCUCCAACGCUUUUGAAAAGUGAAAAAAAUCUGCUAGAAAAAAAUGGAAAUUAUAAUUAUCCCAGCGAUGAUAAAAGGUCAAGAGGUAGCGCAUUCAGGCAGGUCUUGGCAGCGCUUGUCGCACAAUUAGGCACCGUAAACACUGGAAUGGUUUUUGGUUUUUCAGCCAUCGUCAAUGCACAACUCAAAGAUUCAAAUAAUACCAUAAGCACCACUGAUAGCGAAAGAACUUGGAUUUCCAGCACAUCAGCCAUCGGCACUCCAAUUGGUUGCCUGCUCUCUGGAUACCUGAUGGACAUAUUCGGUAGAAAAGCCUCUCUCAUCGUCACAGAAGUCCCAGCCUUGAUGGGCUGGAUCCUCAUAGCUUGUGCAACAAACGUGAACAUGAUCUACGCUGGAAGAUUCUUCAGCGGUCUCGGAUCAGGAAUGGUUGGAGCUCCUGCUCGUGUUUAUGCCAGUGAAGUGACCCAGCCUCACUUACGAGGAAUGCUAACAGCCUUUGCAAGUGUUGGUGUUAGUACCGGGGUGCUAAUAGAAUAUUCCCUAGGUAGCAUGUUAUCCUGGAACGUGUGUGCUGCUGUCAGUGCCUUUCUUCCUCUCGCAGCACUUCUUCUAAUGUUCUUUUUCCCAGAGACACCAUCCUUCCUUAUCUCUCGAAACAAACCAGAAGAAGCCAGACUUUCUUUACAGAGGUUCAGAGACAAAAACUACAACCUAGAAAAAGAAAUGGACCUCCUUCUUAACUUUUCUAACAAGAAUAACAUUAAAAGACUCACUGGCUUCCGCGAAACAAUGACAGCCUUGCUGAAACCAAAUGCUGUCAAACCGUUACAAAUCUUAAUUUUGUACUUCUUGAUCUAUCAGUGGACUGGUACAAACGCUGUUACCUUUUACACAGCCCAAAUUUUCCAGGAUUCAGGAACAACCAUCAACAAAUAUUUGGCUACAGUCAUGAUAGGUGUUGUCAGACUUGUCUGUACAAUUUUAGCCUGUAUCCUUUGCAGAAGAUGUGGAAGAAGACCCUUGACAAUGGUUUCUUCUAUUGGUUGUGGCAUUUCCAUGUUGGGAUUUGGAACCUAUGAGUGGAUCAAGGUUUACUGGGUAACGAAUGACAUGCCUAUAAGCUGGAAUUGGUUCCCACUUCUUUGUCUCAUUCUGUACACGAUAGCUUGUACUCUUGGUUUUUUGGUGAUUCCCUGGAUCAUGAUUGGAGAAAUUUAUCCUGUUCAAGUCCGUGGUCUUCUGGGUGGUCUCACAACAAUGUCUGCGCACACUUUUGUAUUUACGGUGGUUCAAACCUUCCCACUGUUAAAUGAAACAAUCACGGUUCAUGGUACUUAUCUCUUGUAUGGUUUUAUAUCUAUGUUUGGAACUGUGUACUUUUAUUUGUGUUUGCCGGAAACGAAGGGAAAGACUUUGCAAGAGAUUGAGGACUAUUUUUCGGGAAGAAGUGAUUCUUUGAAAACGGGUCUCAGUAAUAAACACUGGACUAGUAAUAAGCUGAAUGUUCAAAAAGGGCAGGUGUUGCCUUAAUCAGUCGAAUUUUUGAUGUUCACCAAAUUUAAACAGGGUUGCUACAGAUCAGAAAAUUGUGGAAAGUCAGGGAACCUAAAACUGAUCGGGGGUAGUCAGAAAUGGUCAGAAAGCCCCUAAAAGAGUCAGGAAAAAUUAAAAAAGUGUCAGUAAAAAAGCAGAGAAUUUUGAAAUUCGGAUUGUGUAGCAAUUGAUUAUUUGCUAUUUAGAUAUUUAACGAUUUAGAAGAUUCCUGAUCUGCUUUAAGAAGAAACUUUUCUUCUAUGUACAUAUAUUAGAGUCUUAGUGGAAAAUUAUAUUUUAAUUAAUUUAAUUAUUAGUGAAAUGAGAGUGAAUACAAAAGCUUCCAAAACCUGGAUUUAAUUUGUCUCAGUUUCUCUUUAGAGCAAAUCAGUCCUGGAAUAUUGGAUCUCUUCGAGGAUCAUGCACCUUUUGAGUGAAACAAGGCAUAUAAAAUAAAAUUUUGUCAAUUUUGACAAUAUUUAACUUUAAAUUAUUUUCCCAAAUUGUAUUUUGAGACUUAUGAAAUUCCGUUCCAAUUAGGGAUCGUCAAUAUACUACGUUAGCACUUUACAUGUGGGGGGGGGGUCUCUUAAUACGUACGAAUGUUAACGAAUAGUCAUUUUCCUGAUGAUGAAUGUUUUUAGUAAAAAGUUAUUCUUUUAGUUUAAAAAUUCACCUUUUUCAGUUGAAAUUUCAACUUUUUGGUUGAGAACUCUAGAAUCUUAUUA